Molecule: messenger RNA, 2242 nt
Organism: Thermothelomyces thermophilus ATCC 42464
Lineage: Eukaryota; Fungi; Ascomycota; Sordariomycetes; Sordariales; Chaetomiaceae
Exons: 4
Coding region: 584-1939 (451 amino acids)
Cellular component (GO): cytosol
Molecular function (GO): L-glutamate dehydrogenase (NADP+) activity
Source: RefSeq, a predicted model, not a curated record
ACCGCAGCACGCUUGCGGUUUGGGAUUUGGCGAACACAACCCAGGGAGGCGGAGAAAGGGUGGCAUCUCGGACGCGGCGUGGGAUGAAGAGGAGGGGUGAUGCCGUACUUCCAGAGCGAGCGAAAACCGGCGCGGUUCAAGACCAAGCACUUGCCAAGAGGUGGCCACUCGUCCCGCAACAGGGGCGGCCCCCGUGUGGGUUUUGCGGUCAACUUUCGCCGCCCACACGCCCACUCGAAGGCUGGCCCCGUCGUGAAACCGAACUACGAGCGGCGCGAGCCUCCAAGCAACCCGCCUCUCGUGCCGGGCCUGUUCCCGGAGCAAGGGGGGGAUGGGGGACGGUACCUCGUCCCAUUUUGCUCGACCGCUUGUCGGCCUCGACACCCCCACCACCCAGGCCAGAUCUCGAGUAUAUAGGAUGGUCCUUCUCUCUCUCGCCUCCUUCUGCCCUCUGCGUUCCCUCUCUCCCUCUCUCUUCCAUACUCGCAGCGGAGUUUUGGGUCGACCGUGAUUCUCCCCAGCAGCGAACCCUCCCGAUAUCAAGACGUCGACUCUCCCGAUUUCAAACCAACCACCAGCCACCAUGUCGCACCUCGCGCCCGAGCCCGAGUUCGAGCAGGCGUACAAGGAGCUCGUCCUCACCCUCGAGAACAGCACCCUUUUCCAGAAGCACCCCGAGUACCGUACUGCUCUCAAGGUCGUCUCGAUCCCCGAGCGUGUCAUCCAGUUCCGCGUCGUUUGGGAGGACGAUGCCGGCAAUGUUCAGGUCAACCGCGGCUACCGUGUGCAAUUCAACUCCGCUCUCGGCCCCUACAAGGGUGGCCUGAGACUGCACCCCUCGGUCAACCUCUCGAUUCUGAAGUUCCUUGGUUUCGAGCAGAUCUUCAAGAAUGCGCUCACUGGCCUGAUGAUGGGUGGUGGUAAGGGUGGAGCCGACUUCGACCCCAAGGGCAAGAGUGAUGCCGAGAUUCGUCGCUUCUGCGUCGCCUUCAUGCGCGAGCUCUCCAGGCACAUCGGUGCCGACACCGACGUUCCCGCUGGUGACAUUGGCGUCUCGGGCCGCGAGAUCGGCUACAUGUUUGGCGCCUACCGCCGGGAGCGCAACAAGUUCGAGGGUGUCCUCACCGGCAAGGGCCUCGACUGGGGUGGAUCUCUGAUUCGCCCCGAGGCUACCGGCUACGGUCUCGUCUACUACGUCGGCCACAUGAUCGAGCUCGCCGGCGCUGGCAACUGGGAGGGCAAGCGCGUCGCCAUCUCUGGCUCUGGCAACGUUGCGCAGUACGCCGCCCUGAAGUGCAUCGAGCUCGGUGCCACUGUCGUCUCGCUCUCCGACUCCAAGGGCUCGCUCGUCGCGGUCGACGACGGCUACGUCACGGUCGAGGACAUCGAGGCCAUCAUGGACCUCAAGGUCAAGCGCAAGGCUCUGUCCGAGUACACCCCCAAGGGCAAGCUCAGGUACAUCGAGGGCGCCCGCCCGUGGCUGCACGUUGGUCACGUCGACGUCGCCCUGCCGUGCGCGACCCAGAACGAGGUCAACAAGGAGGAGGCGCUCGCCCUCGUUGCCGGCGGUACCCGCUUCAUUGCUGAGGGCUCCAACAUGGGCUGCACGCUCGAGGCUAUCGAGGUCUUUGAGAACGAGCGGCGGGCCAAGAAGGGCGAGGCUAUCUGGUACGCUCCGGGCAAGGCGGCCAACUGCGGCGGCGUCGCCGUCUCUGGUCUCGAGAUGUCGCAGAACAGCCAGCGUCUCUCGUGGACCAAGGAGGAGGUCGACCAGAAGCUCAAGGACAUUAUGAAGAACGCUUUCGAGCUCGGCGUUGCUACCGCCAAGAAGUACGUCGAAUCCAGCGAGGGCGAGCUUCCCAGCCUGGUUGCUGGCAGCAACAUUGCCGGUUUCGUCAAGGUCGCCCAGGCCAUGUUCGAGCACGGCGACUGGUGGUGAGCGCGGGGCUAUCGCGCGAAGCAGCAGCCUUUCGUUUGAGAGCACGCAUCUUUUUUUUCCUUCCUUAUUUUAAUUUCCGGUUUUCGGUCAGUUGGCGUUUUUGGUUGUUCACAUGGAACGGAGUUGGAUUAGACGAGUUCACGACAUGAUUCCUUGGGUUCGCCCGCUGCGGGCUGUCAAUAUCCGGUCGUCUCUGCAAAGUGUGGGAAUUGGGGGAAUACUAUUCACGGGUACAUACAUAGACCAGCGAUCAGCGUUUGCAUACCAAGGUAGCAAUUCAUAAACUCAUUUGAAUCAUCACUG